AUGAAUCCGCCUGGCGUUCUGGUCCCCAUCAUCAGAAGUAGCGGGACCUCGAACCCUACUCUUGAGAGCGCCCAGUCCAGCUUGGACCACUCGAGCAGCCUCGAGUCUUCGCUGCAGUCGGAUUCCGCCUCGACAGAAUCCGGCCUCCGACCCGUUCACUCGUCCACGACCGGAUGUUACAUCUCAGCCCCCAUGUCCCCGCCGGUCGGCUACCCGAUGCCUCAAGCCGGACAUCCGAUAGCUUCAGCCGCGCCACUGAAACCACCAGUUGCCCCAGCAAUCGCAGCUGCUACGGAACAGGCCCCUGAACGAUUGUCUGUGAUCAGCUCGUCUUCAUCAGGGUCAUCGCGAUCCAACAAGAGCGGCAGUGCGAAUGUCGCUGCGCCUGGUUGGGCGCAACCGCCCUCGAAGACGCGCGCCAUGUCACUAGAGAGUGGUCUUGCCGACCGGAAUACGGAGGCCGAGCCGAACGUCAACCCAGUGCAGACUGUCGAGGGCCCAUCGGGAGAGCCCAUUGAGGUGCUCAAAGGCGAGCAGGGGCGUAUAGCGAUCAAGAGCACCCCGACCCAGUACGAAGUUCUCGUGUGGCUCCCGGGAUUCUCUAUCAAUGACAUCACGAUUGUCUCGCGUCGGCAUCAGGUGCUGCACAUUGUUGCCGAUCAGUGGGAUGAGAAUGAUCACGCCCAGUGGGAGAUCAAGCUCGGCGACGAUGCGAUUAUGAACUCCAUCCGCGCCGCGUUUACUGGCCAGGAGCUGCGGAUCACUGUCUCGCGCAACCUCCGCCAGCAGUUUGGCAACCACUCGAACACCUCGAACGUGUCGAUGCGAACAGCGUCGACGCGCGCCGCGCCCUCCAUGUCGGGCGCCGCCAUUGCCCACUCGCACGAGCGCAGUAUGUCCUCCCCUUCGACCGGUUGGGGAGCGCUGGAGCGCCGAGAAUUAGAAGCGUCGAGCCAGAGCUUUCGCGAAGCCGCCCCUCCCCGUGAGAUCCGUCAACAGUGA
Messenger RNA from Trichosporon asahii var. asahii CBS 2479, 1002 nucleotides. RefSeq lists its product as uncharacterized. The coding region runs from base 1 to 1002 and encodes 333 amino acids. NCBI's taxonomy places the organism in Eukaryota, Fungi, Basidiomycota, Tremellomycetes, Trichosporonales, Trichosporonaceae. The transcript is spliced from 3 exons. The record is from RefSeq and is a predicted model, not a curated record.